This is a messenger RNA of Labrus bergylta (ballan wrasse), 1542 nucleotides long. It is a transcript of the gene psat1, whose product is annotated as phosphoserine aminotransferase 1. Gene Ontology annotation, molecular function: O-phospho-L-serine:2-oxoglutarate transaminase activity; pyridoxal phosphate binding. The record is from RefSeq and is a predicted model, not a curated record. Gene Ontology annotation, biological process: L-serine biosynthetic process. NCBI's taxonomy places the organism in Eukaryota, Metazoa, Chordata, Actinopteri, Labriformes, Labridae. Gene Ontology annotation, cellular component: cytoplasm.
AGCUCGAUCACUAGCAUCCACGCUGAAGAGUGCAGGAGGAGAGCAGCAGCAACAGCAGCAGAGCCGAGGCGAAAGAAAAUCAUCCACAUCGCUUAUUUCAACCUUAAAAAAAACAUCUAAUAACUAAACAGAGGAAACUAUUUUGCACAAUGGAUCAAAAACAGACCUUAAACUUUGGUGCUGGACCUGCAAAACUCCCCCAAACCGUACUGCUUCAAGCACAGAAGGAGCUUCUCAACUACAGCGGCACCGGCAUCAGUGUUCUUGAGAUGAGCCACAGGUCAUCAGACUUCAACAAAAUCCUCAACAAAACCGAGAGUCUCCUUAGAGAGUUGUUGAACAUCCCAGACAACUACAAGGUGAUGUUCCUUCAAGGCGGCGGGUCUGGCCAGUUCAGUGCCGUAGCUCUAAACCUGAUUGGUCUCAAAGAGGACAGGUGUGCUGAUUACCUCGUGACCGGCACGUGGUCGGCAAAGGCAGCGAAAGAAGCGGAAAAAUACGGGAAAGUCAACAUUGUUCACCCCAAGCUGGACAGUUACACAAAAAUCCCCGACCCCAGCAGCUGGACCCUGAACCCCUCAGCCUCGUACGUGUACUACUGCUGCAACGAGACGGUUCAUGGUGUCGAAUACAACUUCACGCCUGAAACAAACGGCUUGGUCCUCGUCAGCGACAUGUCCUCCAACUUCCUCUCCCGACCUGUGGACGUGUCCAAGUUUGGUUUGAUUUUCGCCGGGGCUCAGAAGAAUGUUGGCUGUGCUGGUGUUACCGUGGUCAUCGUGAGAGAGGACUUGAUAGGCCACGCCCUGAAAGAGUGUCCCAUCGUCCUGGACUACAAGGUGCAGGCUGAAAAUAACUCCCUCUACAACACACCUCCAUGUUUCAGUAUCUACAUCAUGGCUCUGGUUUUGGAUUGGAUCAAGAACAAUGGUGGCAGCGCCGCCAUGGAGAGGCUCAACAAGCAGAAGUCCUCCAUGAUUUAUGACAUCAUUAGCGCGUCUAAUGGAUUCUAUGUGUGUCCUGUAGAAGCUGCUUGUCAGAGUCGGAUGAAUGUCCCAUUUCGUGUGGGGAAGAAAGAAGGAGAUGACGCCUUGGAAAAGCAGUUUCUGGACGGUGCAGCCAAACGUGGAAUGAUUUCACUGAAAGGACACAGGUCAGUCGGAGGAAUUCGUGCAUCUCUUUACAACGCUGUAACUUUGGAAGACACUGAGGCCCUGGUAGCCUACAUGAGAGAAUUCCUUAAAGAGCACCAGUAAGGGGUGCUGGGGAGCCUAGCGCUUCUGACAAGUGCCCCAUGUACAGAGGCUGUAGUCCUCUUUGCAGCAGCCAUGGGUUCGAAUCCGACGAUGGCCCUUUUGCUGCAUAUAAUCCCUCACUCCUCUCAACGUUUCCUGUCUCUCUUCAGCUGUCAGAUACAAUAAAGGCAAAAAUGGUCAAACCCUAAAACACCAAUGAAAGAGGCCUUCCUUAAAGAGCCCAUAUUAUGCUUUUUCUGGUUUUAUAUGCCCUUUAGUGUGUUUUCCAAGUGUCCUGUGCAUGUUU